Messenger RNA from Enterobius vermicularis (human pinworm), 222 nucleotides. The record is from the annotation of a GenBank genome assembly. Lineage: Eukaryota; Metazoa; Nematoda; Chromadorea; Rhabditida; Oxyuridae.
AUGGCAGUUUAUUCGUCCGUUAUGGCUGGUCGACACGAUAUCAUAUUUGAUACGGUAGGGACUAUGAGGAUAUCGCCAGAACCGUUCCCGGGAAAACGGAAAAUUCCUGCUGGUCCUCGUAGUUGUUUCACAUUCUUUAGCGCCUCUUUUGCUGCUUCUCCAGAAAUGUUGCGCUACCUUUACUUUAACACCUUCUCGGUAAUGCUAACUCUUGCAAUUUGA